GAACUCAGUGAGAUGUCACCAUUGAUUUAAUUGCAGAGAGGUCGGAGUUAGUGGAGCGAGAGUGGGGGGGAUCAUUACAGAAAAUGUUUCCUUGACUGAAGUAGUCCCAUUUACGCCCCGCCAUUACCGUCCGGAACAUCUGCCAAAAGACUCAUUGAAUGGGAAGCAAACCUUGUUCAACGUUUAGCCUACCACGUGACUAUCGCAUCUUCUAUCUGGACUCCGCAAGCUGCCCUGGUCAUUUUAUCACAGAACGGAGGAGCUUGUGCAAACUGGUGCGCGUGAAAAAAAGAUAACUAACGCCGAAGAUGGAUGUUGUGCAUUUUUCCAUUGGUAGUAUCUUGUCGAUUACUCUUCAAGCGCUGUUGUUGUCUUCUUCAUAUGGUUCGUUGGAGCCCUACGACCUUUUAUACAACAAUGCCGUCGAAGCAUUUUACAGAAAUGACUAUAAAGAUGUGGUGCGACACAUGGAGGGUGCGCUCAGAAGCUACGCAGAAGUCCGCCAGACUAAAGUCCGAUGUCGGCUGAGAUGCCAGAACCAGCACCCGUUUGAUUCCGCCUCCAUGGACCUGCAGUUCUUUGACGUGGUUCUCCGAAGAUCCUAUUGUCAGAACGAGUGCAUUGAAGAAAAAGUUGGAACACAGUCCAUGCACAAAAUCAGCGAGGAUGUCAUCCAGGAUUUCCACAGGCGAAUCCCGUACAACUAUCUUCAGUUGGCUUAUCAGAAGUUGAAACAGUUGGACAAGGCAGCGGCGGCGGCCCACACCUAUUUCCAGGCAAACCCGGAGAGCGUGGAGAUGGAUCAGAACCUGGAGCAGUACAAGGCUCUGGAGGGCACCAACCUGGACCACUUUGUGGACAGAGAAGCACGGCCACAUCAGCGGUCCUUCUCAGCGGGGGUGAAGCUGUAUGACAAUGCAAACUAUGAGGAGGCCAUCUCCCUGUUCGAGGAAGCCCUCCAGGAGUACUACAGGGCUGACGUGGAGUGUCGGGCCCUCUGCCAGGGGCCCCAGAGGUUCGAGGAGCAGGACCAUGUCCUCUACCGCUACAGCCUCUACCAACUGGUCUCAGACCACUUCACCCAGGUGCUGCACUGUGAACACGAGUGUGUUAGAGACCUGUCCACUCGGCCCGGUCGUCUGUCUCCCAUGGAGAACUACCUGCCUCUGCACUACGACUACCUGCAGUUUGCCUACUACCAGCUUAACAAGGUGGAGGAGGCCUUGGCAUGUGCCCAGUCCUACCUGCUGUUCCACGAGGGGGACGAGUUUAUGACAGAGAACGUGGAGUACUAUAGAGAGGCUAUAGGUCACGACCUCAAACCCCGGGAGAAGGCUGAGUGGUACCUGCGGCGCCAUGAGCAGGAGCUGGAGCUACUGAUGAUCGGCAGUGACAACGUGCACGUGGAGCUUACAGAGGGGGUGAGUAGUACGCUGAGGACCAAUGGCAACGUGCACGUGGAGCUUACAGAGGGGGUGAGUAGUACGCUGAGGACCAAUGGCAACGUGCACGUGGAGCUUACAGAGGGGGUGAGUAGUACGCUGAGGACCAAUGGCAACGUGCACGUGGAGCUUACAGAGGGGGUGAGUAGUACGCUGAGGACCAAUGGCAACGUGCACGUGGAGCUUACAGAGGGGCAUUAUUGGACCAGCACAGGAGGCAGAGAGGAUUCUAACCGGAUCCCUUCUGGUACUGAUGGAUGGAUGGAGUACGUGCCCAUCUCAGAGAAGAAGAACUUCACCCUGGCCCCGCCCCAGGAGCUCAGAGAAGGAGGACCCCUGGUGUAUGACAGUGUGCAGCUGAUCCAGAACUCACAGGCCCUGAACGGAACUCAGAGGGUUCUCCUGGAUGAUGUCAUGUCUGUGGAGGAGUGCGCCGAGCUCAAAAACCUGGCUCAUACUAUCACUAUGGCAGGAGAUGGAUACAGAGGGAAGAUGUCUCCUCACACACCCAACGAGAGGUUUGAGGGAGCCACUGUGCUAAAAGCACUGCAGUACGGCUAUGAGGGCCGUGUCCCUCUGAAAAGCGCUCGUCUGUUUUAUGACGUCAGCGAGAGGGCAAGGCGCAUCAUCGAGUCUUACUUCCUGCUCAACUCAACACUUCACUUCUCCUACACACACCUGGUGUGCCGUACCGCCAUCACAGGGCAACAGGACCAUAGAAAUGACUUGAGCCAUCCCAUCCACGCUGACAACUGUCUGUUAGACCCAGAGGCCAACGAGUGCUGGAAAGAAGCACCAGCCUACACCUACAGAGACUACAGUGCUCUGUUGUACCUGAAUGGAGACUUUGAGGGCGGGGAGUUCAUCUUCACAGAAAUGGAUGCCAAAACAGUCACAGCUCAGGUGAAGCCAAAGUGUGGUCGUAUGGUGGGCUUCUCGUCCGGAGGGGAGAACCCCCAUGGGGUGAGGGCCGUCACCAGGGGGCAGAGGUGUGCCGUGGCCCUGUGGUUCACCUUGGACCCCCUCUUCAGAGAACUGGAGCGUCUACAGGCUGAUGAGGUGGUGCAGGCAUUGGACAACCAAAGCAGCCAAUCAAAGUGGGACACGAGCCUCAACAUCAACCCCAAAGAUGAGCUGUAGUAGCCAACCAACACCCAGCUCUGCAUCCCCCAAAUCUUUAUGUCUAUUUAUUUAAUGAAGUUUGGAUCAGAACAAUUUUAUUUUUGUACUGUUUGAUGUGCAAGGUUAUAUCGUUGUUGUUCUUAGUUUUGUUGUCGUCUUGGCUUUAGUGUUGUUGUGAUUUUUAUUUCUGUAAAUGCCAGUACUUGAGUUCCCAUUUGGGUCUUAGUUUUUCUCUCUGUUGGGUUGAAACCCAGUCGUUGUACCUCACACUUUAAAGUUUCAGGUAACUUCCAGGUCACUUCCAGGUCCCUUUGUAAUGAACUUUAAAGUUCCAGGUCCCUUUGUGAUUCAUAUACGAGGUUGUUUAAAUACCACCCUGUCCUACAUAUGUCCAGUUUUUACUGCACUGUGAACCAGCCAAAGAGAAGAAAGCCAGUUGACAUUGUUUCUCUCUGUUAGAAAAAAUAAAAUAAAAAUGUCUGUUUAUGCUUUGGUUUAUAACGUUUAAAACAUGCACUCAUAAAACAAUAUUUCUUUCAGGCGGUGUGAACACAGUAAAUGUUUAUCUAUUUAUUCAUUGAAUUAUUGUCUUGAAUAUGCAUUUACUGAGAGAAAGCUGUCGGGCAUUAUUUUUACAAACAGGGAGCUAUAAUCCUUUUCAGUGACGGACAGUAAUGUCUGAUCUUAUUUGUCCCGACUUUAUGUGCACUUCCUGUUUGUAGUGUGAAAAAGACGUCAUCCCUCUCUAGCUCUGGUCCAUGACGUUAGUGCAUCUUACUAAUGUUAGCAAGCCUUAGUAACGCCUCGGACCAGAGCUAAUCCCUCCGUUCAGUGUAAUCGAACACAGAGUAAGAUAACUGUUUACAAGUUAGCUGACACAAUGGUGUGUGUUUUAAAGAUCGACAGCUGCUAUUGCAAUUGUCGGGAAUUUGAUAUUAGAACCUUUUUAAUAAAAGAUGUCAUUUAUUCCUGUUUAAAGGAAUUAUUAUUUUAAGGUGGCGUAACAAGUGUCCUUUCAAAACGUCCUCAUUUCAUGGGUAACAAUAGACAGGCAGGCACAUGCACUGUUAUAGUCCAAUGGAAAGAAUGUGCCUUGUGUGUACUGUGAUAUUUCAAUGAUACAACUGCUAACUAAAUGUAACUUAUCAUUUUUAAGUUAAUAGAGUAGAGUUUUAGCUUAUCUUUUGAUAGGGAGGAUGGCCACUUGUGUCUAACUAAUAUUUAAAUAUGAAUCCAUCUAUUUUGUUGUAAUGUGUACUUAUAAAUUAAAAAGACUAUACUGC
Molecule: messenger RNA, 3847 nt
Organism: Oncorhynchus gorbuscha (pink salmon)
Lineage: Eukaryota; Metazoa; Chordata; Actinopteri; Salmoniformes; Salmonidae
Product: prolyl 3-hydroxylase 2-like
Exons: 15
Coding region: 309-2582 (757 amino acids)
Biological process (GO): collagen metabolic process
Cellular component (GO): endoplasmic reticulum
Molecular function (GO): L-ascorbic acid binding; procollagen-proline 3-dioxygenase activity; protein binding
Source: RefSeq, a predicted model, not a curated record